Penicillium bovifimosum is the source of this 1536-nucleotide messenger RNA. RefSeq names its product MDR family MFS transporter. The record is from RefSeq and is a predicted model, not a curated record. Bases 1 to 1536 code for a protein of 511 amino acids. Gene Ontology annotation, molecular function: transmembrane transporter activity. The transcript is spliced from 4 exons. Gene Ontology annotation, biological process: transmembrane transport. Gene Ontology annotation, cellular component: membrane. Lineage: Eukaryota; Fungi; Ascomycota; Eurotiomycetes; Eurotiales; Aspergillaceae.
AUGGACUACAAAGCUGGAACAAGUCUGGUCAUGGACGCCUUCAACGAAAACUACCAGAAGAUGAACGACAAAACACCCGACGCCCAACUCGAACAUGCGACAACAAACACCCCGGGAAGUCCAACAGAAGAUGAAAAGCGCUUCCAGAUCGCUCCAUGGAAGUUGGGACUCUUGAUGCUCGGUAAUGCCCUCGCGGUUUUCUGUGUGGCUCUGGACAAUACAAUCAUCUCCAAUGCUAUCCCAGAAAUCACACGGAACUUCGAUUCGCUUCAGGAUCUUGGAUGGUACUCAAGCAUCUACUUCUUCACCAACUGUUCAGUCGUCCUACUCUUCGGCAAGAUCUACACGUAUUACUCGAUGAAAUGGACAUUCAUCGUGGCACUCGGGUUUUUUGAAGUCGGGUCAGUGAUUUGCGGUGCCGCGCCCUCCUCAGUCGCCCUCAUCGUGGGUAGAGCCAUUGCUGGACUAGGUGCUGGAGGAGUCUUGCCUGGUGCUAUAUUGAUAAUCAGCGAGAGCGUGCCGCUCCAGCGACGCCCGCUUUUUACUGGCAUCCUCGGGGGCAUGGGCGGUAUUGCAUCGGUUGUUGGGCCUUUCCUGCUCAUUUUCUUCCCGGCCAUCUUUUGUCUGCUUCUGGGACUUCAGUGGGGCGGAGCCAAGUACAAUUGGGGUAACGCGCGCAUUAUUGUCCUAUUCGUUGUUUUCGGCCUGGCGACGGCAUCUUGGAUAGCUAUUCAGUUUUACAAGAAAGAGCAAGCUUCGGUCCCUCCGCGCAUAAUCGGCAACCGGAAUGUUUGGAGCUCUGCUUGGUAUAUGGUGUGCAUCAUGGGAUCCUUCAUUGUAGUCCUCUACUAUUUCCCUAUAUGGUUCCAAGCCGUCAAGGGCGCCUCGCCCAUGAAGUCAGGCAUCAUGAUUUUACCAAUCAUCGUUGGACUCAUUGUCUGUAUGACAUUGGGCUCGAUAUUCGUGAGUGUUAUCGGAUACUACCAUCCGAUCAUGGUAGCCGGCAUGAUCGUUUCAACUGUUGGCGCAGGCCUGUGCACUACACUUGAAGUAGAAUCCGGCUCCGGCAAAUGGAUUGGAUAUCAGGCUAUGUGUGGCCUGGGGCUUGGAUUGGGAUUCCAGUUACCAUUCAUUGCCGUGCAAACCGCGCUGCCGAGAUCUGACAUUCCUGUGGCUACGGCUGUCAUCACUUUCGCCCAGAAUCUGAGCUCGGCGGUGAUAGUCGCCAUUGGACAGACAGUUUUCCAAAAUCGACUGCUUGUUCAUGUCGCCCAGUUUGCUCCGACGGUAGAUCCGAAUGCUGUUGUUCAUUCCGGCGCGGCGGGUUUGGACAAACUGUUUCCCUCCAAUGUUUUGCCCCAGAUCGUCCGUGCGUACAAUGCCGCUGUUACAGAGACAUUCUAUGUAGCAACAGCAAUUGCUGCACUGUCGAUCUUUGGCUUGAUCAGACUGGAACAGUUGUCGGUGAGGAAGAAUGGCGGGGAUGAGAAUGUGGCGGACGCCCUCUCUGAGAACAGCAAGCAAGGGUCUGUGUAG